Bemisia tabaci is the source of this 19583-nucleotide messenger RNA. NCBI's taxonomy places the organism in Eukaryota, Metazoa, Arthropoda, Insecta, Hemiptera, Aleyrodidae. The record is from RefSeq and is a predicted model, not a curated record.
AUGAGCGCGACGCCAUCCAAAAGAAGACAUUCACCAAAUGGGUGAACAAACAUCUGAAAAAGACUUAUACCUGCAUUCACACGUGCGGCGAGUCUCAGGCUGUCGCGUGUUGCGUCGCAAAUAGACACGUUAACGAUCUUUUCGUCGAUCUUCAAGAUGGUCUCAAUCUUAUUUCACUACUGGAGGUUCUCACGGGCGAACACCUGCCCCGAGAACGUGGUCAGAUGCGGUUUCACAUGCUACAAAAUGUUCAGAUGGCGCUUGAUUUUCUACGAUUUAAAAAGAUAAAACUGGUGAAUAUUCGCGCUGAAGACAUCGUCGAUGGAAACCCAAAAUUAACCCUCGGCCUCAUCUGGACGAUUAUUCUCCACUUCCAGAUAUCGGACAUCGUAGUCGGGGCUGAGCCGCACGUAAGCGCGAAGGAGGCGCUCCUCAACUGGGCCCGCCACACGACCUCCCGCUACCCCGGCGUCCGCGUCCACGACUUCACUUCAUCGUGGCGAGAUGGACUCGCUUUCAACGCCAUCAUCCACAGAAACAGACCAGAUUUGGUGGAUUGGCGUGGAAUCAGGUCCAGAGCAGUGCGAGAGCGUCUCGAAACCGCUUUCUACACUGCCGAAAGAGAGUAUGGUGUCACUCGCCUCCUUGAUCCUGAAGAUGUUGACACCCACGAAAUUGAUGAAAAAUCCAUUAUCACAUACAUUUCUUCCUUGUACGAUGUAUUCCCUGAACCACCUGCAGCUCACCCACUCCAUGAUAACGAAUCUCAAGCUCGAACGAAAGAAUAUCGAGAAUUAGCAACCUCCCUUCAUCUGUGGAUGAAGGAGAACCAGGCUAUGAUGUCUGACCGAACGUUCCCUUCAACUCUAAUAGAAAUGAAAAAAUUAGCGACGGAAUCUAGUAGGUUCCGAAACGAAGAAGUGCCUGUGCGACAAAGAGAAAAGCAAAAAAUACAAUCGCUAUAUCGUGAACUACAAAAAAUAUACGAGUCAGUAGGUGAAGUAGACAUAGAUCCAGAGCUUCAUAUCGACAAUUUAGAACGGAAUUGGAGUCGACUUAUGAUAGCUCAUCAAGAACGAGACAACUCAAUCCAAGAUGAAAUCAAAAGGUUAGACAGACUUCAGCGAAUUGCUGAAAAAGUGCACCGCGAAAUGAAAAGGGUUGAUACGCGACUAGAAGAUCUGGAAGUUAAAAUUAAUGAAGAAGCCAGACGACUGGAGCGACUUCAUCCCUUAGAUGCCAAACACAACGUUGAUCUAAUUGAGCAGGAGCUUCGCCUCACAGAGGAAAACAUCCAGUCAUUGUUCACCGAUGUACAAACUCUCCGAGACGGUCGCUAUCCUCAAGCUUCAGAUCUACAUAAAAGGGUGACUAAAUUGCAUCAACGUUGGGUUUCAUUGCGUUCUUUGCUUCAUUCAAAGUUAAUCACGCCACUAGCAUCUAUGUCAUUCCCAAUUGUUGAGGAGAGGACAGUUACUCGGCAAACACGCACUGUUCUUGAAACAAGGCUGGUUGACACCAACACUCAUUUUAGAGCCCUCCAAGAAGCUAUCGACUGGUGCCGCAAUAAAUUGAAACAAAUUCAAGAAGCUGAGUAUGGUGCUGAUCUCUCAGGAGUUAAAACGGAAAUAGAACUACACCAACGAGAGCAUAGGCUCAUCGAGCAAUUCCAUUCGAAAGUAGAACACUGUAUUAAUGCUCAGCACAACUUCCAUGGAGAUGAGCUAGCGCUGUACACUCAGCACUUGAACACUCUUCAGAAACUGUAUGCUGAACUACUAUCUACCUCUAACAAGCGGGUCUCUGACCUGGAGACACUGUUGGAUUUCGUACAGUCAUGCACCAACCAGUUGCUGUGGCUGAGCGAAAAAGAGAAGAUAGAACUAUCGCGUGAUUGGGCAAGCAAGGAACUUAACACUCAAGCCAUCGAACAGUAUUACGAGUCUUUAAUGUCAGAAUUGGAAAAACGUGAAAUUCAGUUGAGUGCUGUCCAAGACCGUGGUGAGAGUCUUCUUCUCCAACAUCAUCCUGGCCACAAGACGAUUGAGGCCCAUAUGGCUGCACUGACAUCGCAGUGGGCUUGGCUCCUCCAGCUUACAUUGGCCUUGGAAACGCAUCUGAGGCAUGCAACUUAUUACCACCAAUUCUUCAAGGAUGUCAAAGAAGCUGAACUAUGGCUCAACAAGCGAGAUGAGCUUCUUAACACUGUUUACAGCCAAUCAGAAUUCAGCUUGGAUGAAGGAGAGCGGCUGUUACGUGGCAUGCAAGAAUUGCGAGAAGAGCUAAAUGCUUACGGAACAGUUGUGCAACAAUUGAGUGAACGUGCCGCCGAUGUUGUGCCUUUGAAACAAAGACGUCAGCCAGUCAACAGACCGCUCACAAUUCAUGCCGUUUGUGCCUACAAACAAAACAAUGUAUCCAUAGAAAAAGGUGAUCAGUGGAUUCUACAUGAUAACUCAGGUCGAAUCAAGUGGCAUGUAUCCAAUGGUUCCAACAGCUCCGACUGCAAUGUCCCAGGAGUUGUAUUUUUAAUUCCACCACCAGACAAAGAGGCUUUGGAGGCCAUCGAGCGUCUCAAGCGGCAAUUCGACCGCACGGUUACUCUCUGGCAGCGAAAGCAGCUCAGGAUGAGACAAAACAUGAUCUUUGCAACCAUCAAAGUAGUUAGGAGUUGGGACCUAGCUCAAUUCCUUGCUAUGGGAGCAGACCAGCGAAAUGCCAUCAGGAAAGCAUUAAAUGAAGAUGCUGAGAAAUUGUUGAAAGAGGGUGAUCCUUCUGACCCUCAACUCCGAAGGCUUCGGCGUGAAAUUGAUGAAGUCAACCGUCUAUUCGAUGAAUUUGAAAGAAGAGCUCGUGAAGAAGAGGAGAGCAAAAAUGCUAUUCGCAUUUUCACAGAGCAAGCCUCAAACCUUCAAGCCCAGCUGGAUGAAGCUGAGCAUGUUUUGAAUACAAGAAUAGCUGCACCGAUUCCCAGAGACCUCGAUUCGCUAGAGCACCUUGCCGUCCAACAUAGAGAAUUUGAGAAUCGUCUCAAGAACCUUACCCCGGAAAUUGAUGGCAUUCAAUCCACAUUCCGAAACAUUACCAGAAAAACUCCAGCUCUUCAGUCAAAACUGGACAAAAUUCUAACACAGUGGAACCAAAUUUGGAACUCCUCUCACCUAUACAACGAUCGCUUGAAGAGUGUUGAAGUUGUUUUAUCUGGCCUAGAAGAGGCAAAUACCCUAGUUUCCGAGUUUGAGCUAAAGCUUGCUUCGUAUGGAGAAAUGCCUAAUGACUUAGAGGCACUUAAAAAUGUGCAUCAAGAGUUGAUAAACAUUCAAAACAGUAUCACACGGCAACAGCCCAUCAUUGACCAGCUUAAUGAAGAUUGCCAUAAGGCGCGUCGCGUGGUUGAGAAAUCAAGGCAUCACAUCCAUCGCGGAGGUGCUCAUCAUGAUCUGGACAGAUUGGACAAUGAUGUGAAGAGGCUCACAACAAGAUGGAACAAUUUAUGCGCUCAACUUGUCGACAGACUGCACAGUUGUGAAGCAGGUGUUGAAUUACUCCAGAAGUUCACUCAUAGUUAUCAGACUGAAGUCAGUUUUGUUGAUGAUAGUUACGGUAAAUUAAAUCACCUAACUCCUGUCAAAACAACCGCAGUUGAGCAAAUCGAACCGAUCAAGAACCUAUUUACAUCAAUUGUUGACAGAAAGCCAUCGAUGGAGCAAGUAAAUGUCGAUGGUGGAAGGUUUAUUCGUGAAGCAAAGAUAUACGACUUAAGACUUCAACAUUACUGUGAUUGGUUGCUCGAUGAAGUUCAUCCUUCGAUGGACGCCUCGUCACCACGGUGGCGCCGCACACGUUUUGCCUCAGCAAACAGUGGAGAAGUGGCCGUUGCUCGAGAUCUCGACAUUUUAAACCAUAGGUAUCAAGCAUUACUCACUAUCCUCCACGACCGGCUGAAGCAGCUCCUGGUUGAUCUCCCCGAUAACAAGGAAUUAGAGGCUUUCAUUGAAGCUAUGGAGCCAACACCCUUGCGAACUUACAGAACUGAGUUUGAUAUCUAUGAAUCGGCUUCAACUGAUGAUCAAAGACAUUCUAAUCAAAGGCUCUCAAACAGCACCUUGGAUUCGGAAGAAGUUGACUGUGAUAAUAACCACAUAUCAAAAUCUGUUGCAUCAGUGCGACUGACGCGAUCGUCCAGUCGAGAAAACUCUCCUGCAAAUAAGAUAUUUAUGGAUAUCAACAAUUUAGAAUCUAAUCAACCUAGUGUAGUAAAUAAUAGUUCAAAUUUAAAUGGCGACGCCGGGCUUAGUACAAUGCAAUUUUCUGAAAUUCGAUCCCUGAAACGAGUUCAAAAAGUAGAAGAGGGAAUUGGAACCGAAAAUUUAAGUAUCAUUGACUGUGCAGGUAUUGUUCAUCCUGUCACAGGUCAAAUUUUAACUGUUGGUGAUGCAAUUAGGUUACGAAUUUUAGAUGUUAGGACUGGCAGGAUUUCCUUGUCAUUAAAUAAUAAGUUAGAAACUAUUCCAAUUGAAAAGGCUGUGAAACAAGGUUUAGUUGAUUCUAGUUUAGCUGAUAAAUUAUUAGGCCCAUGUGGAAUCGUCGGAGAUGGUCCACAAUUGACUUUGCUUGAGGCUAUCCAAAGGGAACUUCUGGAUGCGGAACGAGGACCCAUGGAAAGAGUAAAGCAAGCUGUCGAGGAGAAAUACCGGCUCACAAAUGAUACAUUAAGUGAGUUGCUUCGCUGGAUCGGAGAAAUUGAAGACCGAUUGGCCAACCAAGAUGUUGUCCAAGAAGAUCUGGAUCAAGUCAGGAACCAGAUCAAUAUCUUGAAGUUACUCAAAGAAGAAUUGGAGUCUCAAUCAAGAUCUGUUACAUCAGUUUUGGACCAAGUGAGACAGUUAGUAGCAACAGGAGGAGACUACUUGUCCAGAGAUGAAGUGAAUCAUCUAGAAAAGAACGGCAAAUCAUUGAAGAACCGCUAUGAUUAUUGCAAUGACCGCACUGAUAAAUUGUUGCGGCGCUUGAUUGCAGCUAAAGAUGAACUCAACAAGUUCAAAAAUGAAGUGAGUACAUUUACAACAUGGAUGGACAAAGCACGUCGCACCUUGGAAGACAAGGAGCAAAAUUUGUCCAAUUUGAACCGCCUUGAUAGUUCAGGAGAGUCCAUCCGUGAAUUCGUUUCUGAUGUCAUCGCCCACCAGGCCGAUCUGCGGUUUAUCACCAUGGCUGCUCAGAAAUUCUUUGAUGAAUCCAAAGAAUACUUGAAUGUGUUGAAUGACUUCAGAACAUCCCUACCAUCCCGUCUAUCUCACAUCGAGCCAGUAUCAUCAUCCGAGUCUAUCAUAUCUGGAACAGUCUCCACAGUAACAGCUCAUUUCAAAGACUUGCUGGCCCGCGCUACUGCUCUCUCUGACCGUCUAAGUGGAGUUGGUAGUAAGCAGCGAGAAUAUAGAGAUGCACUCGAAAAAGCAAAGGCGUGGUUACGCGAGGCAGAACCCAAGGCAAACAAACUCUUAUCAGAACCCAUAGCUGCCGACCCUAUUACUCUUGAGGAUCAACUCACCCGAACCAAAGCAUUAAACAAUGAGUUUGUUGCACAAGGACGGCUCAUUGACAAUGCAAAACAAGCCACCGAUGCUCUUAUUCGCUCAUUAGAAGGGCAAAUUUCACCAAAAGAGGCUCGGGCUCUUGAAAUUCCUGUUCAAGAGCUGGAGGAUAAGUACAAGCAGCUCUGCAAUGCAUUGGCAAACAAGUGUCAAGCCCUGGACACAGCUUUGGUUCAAUCCCAGGGCGUCCAAGAUGCGCUUGAUUCUUUGAUCAAUUGGUUGAAUGAUGCUGAAAAUAGUCUUAAAAACCUUACUCGCCCUGCAAGUCUUCACAAGGAAAGGCUAGAAGAGCAGUUACGUGAACACAAGGUCCUCCAGUCUGACAUUGAUUCUCACCGCACCAGUGUAGACAGUGUCGCAUACUCAGCACAAGAGCUCAUUUCAACAGCUAGCAACCCAAGAUUAGCCAAGAAGAUUGAGUCUAAAUUACGCGAUGUCACAUCUCGUUUUGAGAAGUUGCUGGACAAAACUGCCAAGAGAGGAGAAUUCUUGUCAGAUAUCCACCAUUCAUUGACUUCAUUCAAUGGUCAAGCAACAACUCUAGAAAGGUGGCUGACUGAGUCACUAGAUCAGUUACCAGACUUAAAUGGAGCCAAGAUUGAUGACCUCAUUGGUGUCCGUGACUCACAACGGCAAGUACUUGAGCAAACUGUCAGCAACGGCAAGACAUUGAUUAACAAGAAGGAUGUGACAGAUACUGGCAUGGUGCGUGACCGUGUUAAGACUUUGGAAAAUUUGUGGAAGGAACUCAACCUCUUGCUUGAUGAAAAGCAACGGUUGGGCAAAGCUUGCUCUGAACAGUUGCUUGCUUAUGAGAAACUUCGGGAUCAAGUCAUUGCAUGGUUGAAUGCUACUGAAUUACGUGUCAACAAGUUAGAACCUGUUGCGGUAGAGUUAGAAACCAUCAAGCGACAAGCAGAUGACCUCAAACCCAUCGUAAAGGAGCACCGUGAUUAUGGAUUGACUGUAGAUAAAGUCAAUGAUCUAGGUAAUGCAUAUGACGCUAUUUCCCAUCCUGACUUAGCCAUGAGAAGAAGAAGCUCUGUUGCUAUUUUGUCACCAACCAAACGUGUUUCCAUUAGCACUGGGUCUUUGAGGAGACCAUCUCAAGAAACGUCACCCUCACCCAUUAAAGGUGGCAGCUUCUAUUUGCAAAGCCCAGUCUCACCUGGUGGAUCAAGUGGUUUUGGUAGCCGUAGAUCCUCCCAGGAAUUCCACCUUGAUGAGCUCACACCAGUUCAACAAGAACUGAAUGAAAUCAACAAUCGUUACCAUCUACUUGGCGUUAGACUGUCCGAUCGUCAAACUGAGUUAGACCAGAUCAGAGAAGAGGUCAAGCGACAUCUUGAUCACUUGAAAUCCCUGUCUCAGUUUUUGGAUAAAGUGCAGAGAACUUUGCCAAAAGAAUCCAUCCCACAAAGCAAAGAAGAAGCUGACAAGACAGCGAAACAAAUCAAAAUAAUCCUGGAAGAAAUGUACGAGAAACAAUCUCUUCUUGAUAGCACUAAAGCAGGCGUGAAUGACCUUCUGAGACGCAAACCAUCAGCAUUCGGCGUUGAUAUCUUGCAUGAUGAAUUAGCUGAUGUCUCAUCUAGGUGGAAGUCACUGCACGAUGCAUGCAAAAACCGAAUUCAGUUUAUGGAAGACUUGAAAGAUUUCCACGAUACGCAUGACAAUCUCUCCUCAUGGUUAAGUGCCAAGGAUAGGAUGAUGACUGUUCUUGGUCCCAUAUCCUCAGACUCUCGUAUGGUCCAAAGUCAAGUCCAGCAAGUGCAGGUAUUGAGAGAAGAAUUCCGUACGCAGCAGCCACAGCUACAGCAUCUAACUACAGUAGGCAAAAGUGUGCUGUCUAAAGUGCCUGACCCAACUGCUCCUGAUGCAGAAAAAAUUUCUGCUAAGCUUAGCAACAUUCUGCAAAGGUGGGCUGAUCUAUUGGGUCGUCUGGAAGAACGUGCCCACAGUCUUGGUGCUGCCGCUAAUUCUAGUCGUGAGUUUGAUGCUGCCUUGCUGCGGCUCCGUGAUGCACUGCAGUCAAUCUCUGAUCAGUUGGAUGACAUUCCCCUUGACAAAGAGCCAGAAGAACAGCUCCGGAAGGUCCAAAAUCUCGAGCGACAAUUGGAGGGUCAAAGACCUCUAUUGGCUGAUUUGGAAGCCUCAGGUGCUCACUUAUGUGAUGUACUGAGUGAUCCUGCCUCAAAAGCAGAUAUCCAAAGCAAGUUAGCAGCAGUUGCAAGGCAAUACAACACACUUCAAAAGAAAUUAGAUCAUCGCAAGGCAGAAAUUGAGGCUUUGUUAAGAGAUGGCCGCCAAUUUGAACAAACAUGUGCUCAUACAUUGGGUUGGUUGUCAGAUGAACUUGGUGCCUUACAUGAGAGGCUGCUAGUCUCAGCUGAUAGAGAAAUUCUUCAGCAACAAUUGGACUUCCAUGAACCUAUUUACAAAGAUGUUUUAAACAAAGAACAUGAAGUGAUCAUGCUCUUAAACAAAGGACGAGAGCUGCUUGCACGUUCUUUGGCAUCACAACAACAACGCAAUGAUACCCGUAAUCUACAGCGAGACUUAGAUAAAAUCCAGCAACAUUGGGAUAAGUUACGUAAAGAAGCAGUCGACCGUCACACUAGGCUCCAAACUUGCAUGGAACAUUGCAAAAAAUACUAUCGUGCUUUAGAAUCAUUCAUCCCUUGGUUAUCGCAAGCAGAGAACAAACUUGAUGCUCUCAGACCAGACAGUUUCAAACGGCGGGAUGUUGAAAGGCAGUUGCGUGAACUUGCCACUUUCAGAAAUGAUGUGUGGAAACACUCCGGUGAAUUUGAAAACCUUCGCACGUUAGGAGAAACAUUCCUCGCUGCUUGUGAUGUAGACAAGGAACUGGUGAAACAAGAACUAGCUGCAGUGAAAACACGCUGGGACAAACUGAACAACGAGCUCCUAGAACGUAUCCAAUGGCUUGAGGAAACUGCUCGAAGACUCGCCGACUUUUCUGAAAAUUUGCGAGACCUUGGGCAUAAUGUUCAACGUUGUGAAGACAAACUUGCCUCCCAUGACUCACUUGGUGGUGCUGCUAGGGAUCCAAAAAUGUUAGAACGAAUCAAAGCUUUGCGUGAAGAAGCAGCGGCCCUGAAGAAACCCCUUCAAGGUCUGCGUAAGACAGCAGAUGAUCUAUGCAGUGAAGCAGCUGAGUUAGGUGUUGGUGACGCAAGCCACUUGCGUGAUGAUGUUGAUAAUUUGGGAGAGAGGCUGGACCAACUUGCAGCAAAAUUAGAUGAUCGUUGCUCUCAACUCCAAUCAGCAUCAACAGCACUCGCGCAGUAUAAUGAAAGAGCCAAGAAUUUGAGUGUAGACCUUUCUGCUCUUGAGAACGAAAUUGACAACAUGAAGCCUCCAGAUCGGGACAUCAAAAUAGUCAGAAAUCAACUAGAUGAAAUUGCCAAGUUCAUUAAAAAGUUGGCUCACGCCGGUAACGAUGUUGCUCGUCUAGCAGAAGCUGGCGAGCAGCUAAUUGACAAUGGUUUUGCGCCAGAUGCAGCCACAACAAGAGAGCAAGCAGCUUCACUUAUCAGGCAAUUGAACCGCUUAGAUGAGCGAGCCAAGAACCGGGAGGACGAACUCGAAAAAGUGUUGGCAAAACUCCAGAAGUUCCAUGAAAUACACUCUGCUGUCAUGGACGAUAUCACCCAUGCUGGUGAGGAGUUGCGUCACCUGAAACCAGUUGGCUCAGAAGUAGAAGCCAUCAAAUCACAGCAGGAUGAAUUCAAUCAUUUCCGCAACCGAAUCGUUGAGCCUCUGACAAGAGCUGUAGAUGACUGCAACAGAUUUGGCCAGAACCUUGUCUCGUCUGCUGCUAGUGGUGUCAAUACAAGUGGGCUUGAAAAAGAUCUAGAGAAAUUGAAUGAUAAAUGGAAUGCGCUGAAAGAAAAGUUGAAUGAAAGAGAUCGUAAGUUGGAUGUCGGGCUUCUCCAAAGCGGCAAGUUCCAAGAAGCCCUUGAUGGAUUCGCUAAGUGGUUAGCUGAUACCGAAGAGAUGGUAGCAAAUCAGAAACCACCAUCUGCUGAUUAUAAGGUGGUGAAAGCCCAACUUCAAGAACAGAAAUUCCUAAAGAAGAUGCUUCUCGACCGUCAGCAUUCCAUGUCAUCCCUUGUCAAGAUGGGCAAGGAAGUCGCUGCCAAUGCUGAUGUGAAUGAACGCAAAGCCAUUGAGCGUCAGCUACAUGAUCUGGCGACUAGGUUUGAAACAUUACAAGAAAAUGCGGCCCAACGUAUGGAUGCAUUAGAGCAAGCCAUGGUUGUCGCCAAACAAUUCCAGGAUAAACUCGUACCAAUCCUUGACUGGCUUGACAAAACUGAAAAGAAAGUGAAGGAUAUGGAGCUUAUUCCGACUGAUGAGGAAAAGAUUCAACAACGUAUUCGGGAGCAUGAUGCCCUCCAUAAAGACAUCUUACGUAAGAAGCCAGACCUGACUGAACUCACCGACAUUGCCAGUAACUUGAUGGCUUUGGUUGGGGAGGAUGAAGCUGCAACUGUCGCUGACAAGCUUCAAGACACCGCAGAUCGUUAUGCAAAUCUUGUCCUUGCAUCGGAUAAUGUCGGUCAGUUACUACAAGCCUCAAGAGCAGGAUUGCGUCAUCUUGUAUUGACAUACCAGGACCUUCAAGCCUGGAUGGAAGGCAUGGAAAAUCGUCUCAAUAAAUACCGUGUGUUGCCUGUUCAUCCCGACAAAUUAAUAGAACAAAUGGAAGAUCUCGCAGAUCUGACGGAAGAAAUUGCAAACCGUCAGAAUGAGGUAGACAGCACUGUUGACUCUGGAUUAGAACUAAUGAAACACAUCUCCAGCGAUGAAGCCAUCCAGCUCAAAGAUAAACUUGAUUCAUUGCAGAGGCGAUACAACGACUUAACAACUCGAGGUGCUAACUUAUUAAAACAUGCUCAAGAAGCAUUACCUCUGGUUCAGCAGUUCCACAAUUCCCAUAAUCGUUUAGUUGACUGGAUGAUGGGUGCUGAGUCACAGCUGCAGACAGUUGAACCUCGAGAAGAAGACAUCAUGCGCCUUGAGUUGGACAUUCAAGAGUUCAGACCUGUGCUUGAGAACAUCAAUUUAGUAGGUGCUCAGUUGUGCCAGAUAUCUCCUGGGGAAGGUGCUGCCACCAUUGAAGGUCUUGUCACCCGUGAUAACAGGAGAUUUGAUUCCAUUGUCGAACAGAUUCAGCGUAAAGCAGAACGCAUUCAUCUCUCUAAACAGCGGUCGAUGGAAGUGAUCGGUGAUAUAGAUGACUUGUUGGACUGGUUCAGAAUGGUUGAGAACCAAUUAAGGGAAGCAGAGCCACCAAGCUCUGAGCCUGAUGUCAUCAGAGUUCAAUUGAAGGAACAUAAGGCACUCAAUGAUGAUAUUUCAAGUCAAAAGGGCCGCGUACGUGAUGUUCUAUCAACUGCCAAAAAGGUGCUGCGCGAGUCUACCCAACACGAUGAUACCUCAGUCAUUAGGGAGAAGAUGGAAGAUCUGAGAGAGAUGAUGGAAACCGUUUCUGGCCUGAGCUCGGACCGUCUAGGCAUCUUGGAACAAGCAUUACCACUUGCAGAGCACUUCCAUGAAACACACAGUGGUCUCAGCUCAUGGUUAGAUGACAUGGAGCACCAAGUCAACAUGUUGGCUAUGCCUGCUUUGAGACCAGAUCAGAUAGCUCAACAGCAAGAUAAAAAUGAGCUAUUCUUACAGUCCAUCAGUGAACACAAACCAUUCUUUGAGAAACUGAACAAGACUGGUGAAGCAUUGAUUCGCUUGUGCAAUGAUGAAGAAGGUAGCAAAGUUCAAGACAUUUUGGACUCUGAUAAUGCUCGUUAUAAUGCUCUGCGCUCAGAGCUGCGGGCAAGGCAGCAGGCACUCGAAAAAGCCCUUCAGGAAUCUAGUCAAUUUAGUGAUAAGCUUGAGGGUAUGUUGCGUGCAUUGGCCAACACCGCAGAUCAGGUGGCUGGAGCUGACCCAAUUUCAGCUCAUCCUCCACGCAUUAGGGAUCAAAUUGAUGAGAAUAAUGUACUGAUUGAGGAUUUGGACAAGCGAGAAGAAGCUUUCCAGGCAGUGAAAAAAGCAGCCAAUGAUGUUAUCAAGAAAGCACCCAACGCCUCAGACCCAGCUGUUAAAGAUAUAAAGCGAAAGUUAGACAAGCUGAACAGUCUGUGGAAUGAUGUGCAGCGAGCCACUGGUGACCGUGGCAAGUCUUUGGAAGAAGCUCUGGCCAUUGCUGAGCGUUUCUGGGAUGAGCUUCAAAGCGUCAUGGCUCGUCUUCGAGACCUUCAACACUCACUCAACUCUCAGGAACCACCAGCAGUACAGCCUGAAAUUAUCAAGCAGCAGAGAGAAGCUCUCAAAGACAUCAAGGCUGAAAUUGAUCAGACAAAACCAGAAGUUGAGCACUGUCGUGCCACUGGUCAGCAGUUGAUGAAAGUGUGUGGUGAACCUGAUAAACCGGAAGUCAAGAAACACAUCGAAGAUUUGGACAAUGCCUGGGAUACAAUCACAGCCUUGUUUGCCAAGCGUGAAGAAAAUUUGAUCCAUGCGAUGGAAAAAGCCAUGGAAUUCCAUGAAACUCUUCAGGACUUGUUAGACUUUUUGGACCAAGCGGAAGAGAGGUUUGCUGGACUUGGACCAAUUGCUUCUGACAUCAAUGCUGUCAAGAAACAAAUUUCGCAGCUCAAACAAUUCAAGAACGAUGUUGAUCCUCAUAUGGUGAAAGUUGAAGCUUUGAACAGGUCUUUAACUCGGCAAGCUCAAGAACUGACAGAGCGCACAUCAGCAGAACAAGCAGCUGCUUUGAAGAAACCUUUGGCCAGUGUCAAUCGUCGCUGGGAUGAAUUACUAAGAGGUGUAGUCGAGCGACAGCGUCAACUUGAAAACGCUCUCCUCAGACUUGGCCAAUUCCAGCACGCAGUAGAUGAAUUGAUGGCAUGGAUUGAUGCCACCAACCGCACAUUGGACAAUGAACUUAAACCAGUGUUCGAUGAUCCGCAAGUUCUAGAAGUUGAAUUAGCGAAGCUGAAGGUACUCGUUAACGAUAUUCAAGCUCACCAGUCGAGUGUUGAUACGUUGAAUGAUGCCGGUAGACAGCUAAUUGAAUCAAGUCGUGGCAGCGAUGAGGCCUCAAGCACUCAAGACCGCCUGAACAAGCUCAACAAGAACUGGCGUGACCUGCUUCAGAAAGCGGCUGAUAGGCAAACUGGACUUGAGGAGGCAUUGCGUGAUGCGCAAAGGUUUGCUGCUGAAAUUCAAGAUCUGCUUUCCUGGUUGAGUGACAUUGACAGUGUCAUUGCAGCUUCAAAACCAGUAGGAGGUCUUCCAGAAACUGCCAGCGAACAGCUUGAACGGUUCAUGGAGGUUUAUCGUGAGUUGGAAGAGAAUAGGCCGAAGGUGGAGGCUGUAUUAGAUCAAGGCCAAGAAUAUUUGAAGAAGACUUUGCCUGGUGGUGCUACCAACUUGCAACAAAAUUUGAAGACUUUGAAACAACGAUGGGAUAGUGUAACUGCUCGUGCCAAUGAUAAGAAGAUCAAAUUAGAAAUUGCCCUCAAAGAAGCAACUGAAUUCCACGACUCAUUACAGGCCUUUGUUGAUUGGUUAACCAAUGCAGAAAAAGUGUUAUGCAACUUGAAACCAGUGUCUCGCAUCCUCCAAACCAUCCUGGGUCAAAUUGAGGAGCACAAAGCCUUCCAGAAGGAUGUUGGAGCUCAUCGAGAGACAAUGCUGCAACUAGACAAAAAGGGAACACACCUCAAGUACUUCAGUCAGAAGCAAGAUGUCAUCCUCAUCAAGAACCUGCUCAUCAGUGUUCAACAUCGUUGGGAGCGUGUGGUUAGCAAGAGCACAGAGCGUACACGAGCUUUAGAUCACGGCUACAAAGAGGCCAAAGAAUUCCACGAUGCUUGGUCAAGCUUGAUGAACUGGCUCAAUGAAACAGAGCAAGGCUUGGAUGACUUGGCCAGAGAAGCAUCCUCAAUGGGUAAUAACCCAGAGCAAAUCAAGCAGCGUCUGGCCGCACACCGUGAGUUCCAACGAGCCCUCUCUGGAAAGCAAGCCACCUACGAUGCCACGAUGAGGACAGGCAAGGCUCUCAAAGACAAAGCACCAAAAACAGAUGAGCCUCAACUCAGACAAAUGAUGAACGAACUUAAAGAGAAGUGGACAUCAGUCUGUGCAAAAUCUGUUGAUAGGCAACGCAAAUUGGAAGAAGCUCUGCUAUACUGUGGUCAGUUCAAGGAUGCAAUUGAAGCUCUCAUGGAUUGGCUUAGGAAAACAGAGAAACAGCUGUCGGAAGAUGGACCAGUUCACGGCGAUUUGGACACUGUCAUGGCUCUCGUUGAACAACACAAAGUAUUUGAGGAAGAUCUCGAAAAUAGAGCUGACCAAAUGGACACUGUCCAGAGAACUGGCCAUGAUCUAAUGGAAAAAGCAAGUGCUGCGGAUGCGGCCGCUAUCCGCUCUCAGCUGAACGAACUUACAACAAUGUGGUCUCGAGUGACGACACUAACUGAACGGAAGACUCAACGUUUGGAAGAGGCACUGAAAGAGGCUGAACAACUUCACAAGUCUGUUCAUGCAUUGCUUGAAUGGUUAUCAGAUGCUGAAAUGAAGUUGAGAUUUGUCACAGCUCUGCCUGACGAUGAGCAAGAAACGCGCGCUCAACUCACUGAGCACGAAAAAUUCAUGCGUGAAAUGGCUGAGAAAGAAUACGAAAAGGAUCAGACAAUCGCAUUGGCCCAAAGAAUCCUACAGAAGGCACAUCCAGAUGGUGCCUCUGUUAUCAAACACUGGAUCACCAUUAUUCAGUCUAGAUGGGAUGAAGUAUCAACUUGGGCAAAACAACGUGAACAAAGACUGCGUGAUCAUCUAAGAUCUCUCCAAGAUCUUGACACUCUCCUCGAAGAGCUGUUGGCUUGGCUAGCAAGACUAGAAAACCAACUACUUCAACAGGAAGCAGAACCUUUACCAGAAGAAAUUCCUAUCGUCGAGAGACUUAUCGAAGAACACCGUGAAUUCAUGGAGCAAACAUCAUCCAGGCAACACGAAGUUGAUUCAGUUUGCAAAGCUCGUCAAAUCCAACCAGAACGUAAGCCGUCCAUGAAGAGAUUAUCGACAUCUGGUGAGCGUUCAGACUCGCCAGAACUUGGCUAUGAAUCACGCAAAUCAAGUCUCAAAGCAUCCCGUGACAAUCUUCUUGACCGCCGCGGCAGCCGAGCAAGUCCAAGCAGGGACAAGCCCGCUGUGGAUGCUUUACCGCAUUAUGGACCUCGAUUCCCGCCUAAAGGAAGCAAAGCGGCAGAGCCUCAGUUCCGCAAUCCUCGUUGCCGCAUUCUAUGGGAUAGUUGGAGAAACGUUUGGAUCCUUGCUUGGGAACGUCAACGCCGACUCCAGGAACAUCUUAACUACCUAAAAGAAUUAGAAAAAGUGAAGAACUUCUCUUGGGAUGAGUGGAGAAAGAGGUUCCUGAACUUCAUGAAUCACAAGAAAUCACGUUUGACAGAUUUGUUCAGGAAGAUGGAUAAAAACAACAUUGGUUUAAUCCCAAGAGAUGAUUUCAUUGACGGAAUCAUCAAAACUAAAUUCGACACUAGUAAAUUGGAAAUGGGAGCUGUUGCUGACAUGUUUGAUCAAGAUGGUGCAAUUGAUUGGCAAGAAUUCAUUGCUGCCCUCAGGCCAGAUUGGCAAGAGAAGAAGCCUGAUACGGAAGCAGAGAAGAUUCAUGAUGAAGUGAAGCGGCUUGUCAUGUUGUGUACAUGUAGGCAGAAAUUCAGGGUCUUCCAAGUCGGUGAAGGCAAAUACAGGUUUGGUGACAGUCAAAAGUUACGUCUAGUCCGAAUCCUGCGUUCAACAGUCAUGGUUCGAGUUGGAGGUGGUUGGGUUGCUCUAGAUGAAUUCCUCAUCAAAAAUGAUCCCUGCAGAGUUGAAAUGCUACCCAUGCCAAAUCCAUUCAUCCCGGAAGAACAUGAGCCAUGGUGUCCAUAUGGACCAGUUGAGCUUUUUACUAAAGGACGCACGAAUAUUGAGCUCCGAGAACAGUUCAUCUUGGCUGAUGGUGUUUCUCAAAGCAUGUCUGCAUUCAAACCGAAAUCCUCUCCGUCCACGAACCAGCGAUCUCUCUCUUUGACAUCCAAUGCUGGACCUAUCACAAAGGUGCGAGAACGCAGUGCUCGUAGUGUUCCAAUGGGUAAAACAGGAGUGAAUAGGACUGCAGGUACCCCUGACUCUCUGAGUGACAACGAGUCUUCUCCUUACUCUAGGACUCCCGUCCGAAAAGUUUCAAGCUCAGGUUUAAGAAAAUCAAGUUUGUCUGCAGGCGGAAGUUUACCAGGCAGCAGAAAUAAUAGCCGUCCACCAAGUAGAACAGGCAGCAAGCCUCCAAGCAGACAUGGCUCUAAUCUCUCAUUGGAUAGCACAGACGAUGGAACACCUAGUAGAAUCCCUCGUCGCUCAUCUACAAGAACAAGCAGUCUCGCCAGCACUCCUGGCCGCAAACUAACUGUGCCCUCUGUCAAUGGUGGGAGCACCUCUCGCAACCGCUCACCCUCAGGAACUAGGUCUGGUUCAAUCUCCCGAGCUUCUAGCAUACCAACAUUAACUGGAGUUGGAACAAGUCGAUCUCGGAUCCCAGUAUUUGUUGGACUGGCACAAAUGGACAGUCCGCGGCCUCUUCUUAGCAUGUCUUCAUCUUCUUCUUCUGGAUGGACUUCAGGAGUUGUAACACCAUCAUCUAAUAUACCGAAACCUACAAGAACUCGAACGCCAUCUGGUUCAUCAACGCCGGUUACUCCUGGUUCUAGAUUGACACGUAAAUCCUCUGGAGCCUCAGACACAGCAACCGGGCUCUCCCGCAGGGACUCGAAGUCAUCCACACCAACGGAUCAAAGAGCACCAUUCCGCCUGUAAACUCAACGUACCAAGCUAUCUCUGUGUCACACGGAAAGUUGAUCCAUGGAUUCAAACUUCGCCUCAAGUCAUCAUCAGUGACAAGAUGCUACUUAGAAUUUUUUCUACUUUGAAAUAACUGUAUCUAAUGAUUAAGGAUUAAUGUUGGUCUACUAAUUCAUAAUUUUAGCUGUGAUUCUACCCUCUAAUCAUUGAAGAUAAUUCCUUAAGGCAGUUGUAUAUUUUUUUACUAUUCGUCCUCGGGAUCUUCAAUUUUUUAUUAAAUGCUCUGUUGUAAAUAAUAGUCCUCUCCGGUACCCAAAAUGAAAAGCAAUAAGCAUAAACUUUACUAUUUAUAACACAUCUCAUUUUUCGAGUUGUUUGAAAAUAAACUUUCAGUUUGUGUUACACAAGCUUGUCAUUUGUGCGAGGAUAAAAAUCAGGUCAUAUACGUUUUAGUCCUGAGGUAUGUUAACCUCAAUUUUACGGUAGUUAAAAAUAUAACUACAUAACUAACUAUGUUUAUUAAUAGUCAUUAAUUUUAAUGUACCUUCCAAUUAAGUCACACAAUUGAAACUGUGCUAUUAACAGAGGUUUCUCUUUAAUUGUGACUAAAUCUAUCCAGAUACCGAGGAAAAGUUGAGCAAAAAGGGAUGUUCGCUUUUUUUCAAAAGGGUGAAAAUUGUCUUCAUCCCUACUUCUUUUACCUACAUAUUUGUGUAAAUAUUCUGCCCUGGAAAAUAGUUUUCGAUCCUUUUUUAUUAAGAUUUUGUUGUAAAUGUAAAUUGUAUAAGGUCAAAUCAGUUGUUAUCGCCUUAAUGCAGUGUUUGCUCAGAAACUCUUAAAUUUUCUGCACUCAAACUGUUUUUUUAUUAAAUCUGUGCCCUUUAUCUGCUCUGUAAGUAUAUUUUUAUAAGAAUGAAUUCUGUUUAUUUUCUUUUCCAAUCUAAGUAGAUUUUGUUGCAAAGAAGGUAGAUAUUAUGUCAAUUUCUGUGUAAAUACAUGUGUAACAUAGUUUGUACUUUUUAUGAGUAAAUUAUUGUAUCUUUGUUCAUUGAAAAAAGGCAUGAUCAUUUCGCGUGCCUACUUUUUGAAGAGGAAUGAUGAAGUGUAACUUUUGCUAAAAACGAAAAAAAAGAAUCAGGAUUUUUAUAGUUCUGUUUUGAAUGCCACCGUGCCAUUUAGUAAAGUUUCCAAACAAUCAAAGUAUAUUCACCUAUGAAUCAAAAGAAUCUUCCUCUCAUUUUUGUAGAAUUUCGACCCUACCAAGUUGAACAGCAAACAUGAAGACCCUAAUCACUAAUAUUCAUUCAAAGACCUCCUUCAUGGAGGAUUCUUCAAAGAGGAUUCUUUCCCCUCUCAAUGUUUUCUGUGUACUUGCUAUCGUCAUUCAUAAUCAUCUACUUACUUUGUAUUACUUCAUCAUGAAAAACUGCCUUUUUUUGUGCAAUUUUUAAUUUAUGUUAAUAUUUAUAAUUUUCCGUCUCCAGCUUGCGAUUCCAUCCUUUAUACUCAUGUAUCUGUUCUCUUAUUUCUUCUAUUUCCUUGUAAAAGAUGCAAUUUUUAAAAAAAGUUCAUCAAAUUUUUCCUGUGUUUUCUCGAGGUGCUUGAAACAUACGUUGUCAAAGCCCUUUUUUGCGCUUUUUAUUUUCUUAAUUUUUUAUCAGGCAAUUAACUGUACAAUAUUUUCAAGUCUUUUUCGUUAAAUUCUUGGGAUAAUGCACAUCUACUUUCCCUACUAAUGAGUGAAUGAAAAACUUGUACUACAGGAGCAAAGUUGUAAUUUUCCUAUGUAUACACCUUUUUCAUUCAACUCCUCCUUUGAAGGAAUCAUCGUAUUCAUAAUGACGAAAAGAUUCAGUCUUAAUAUUUCUUUAAUUCAACACAAAGUCACUCAUCUCUAAGAAUUUUUUUACUUUUUAACACAUUGUACUAAACAAAAGAAAACUAAUCUUUAGAGAAACUUAGUUUUAAGCUCCGAGCAGAUAAUUACUGCUCUACUGACAUCUCUAAAAAAGAAAAAAAAAAGAAAAGUGACAAAACUAAUAUAAUGUAAAAAUUCCAUAGUUUUAUUUUGUUUGGUGUAACAAUUGUAACUGCUUUCACCAUAGUGUAAAAAAUUUCUUCAUUGAUCAAGUGUUACUGACUGUGGGUGAUCGGAGCUUAUUUAAUUGGAAACCUUCUUGUGCACAACAUGGCAAUGCUGCCCUAACAUUUUGAUAUACAUCAAUAAGGAACAUGCUCUGAAAACUGUUACAGGGUUUCUAACCUCAUUUUUUCGAAUUGGUCACUCAUUGAUCAUGCAAAAGUAAUACAAGCAACAAAGCUUCGGUAACAUUUAUCUCAAUUGUUACCUCAAACAAAGUAAGUCUAGGAAUCAUGUUUUAGACUCAGAAUUACUUUUUUGUCUUUAUCACUUUUAAUAUAUUUUAACAACUGUCAAUUACUAUUUGUACAGUUUGUACAUGUGCCAACUUGUUCUAGGUAAAAAUAAGAAUUUCCGCUUGGAGAAAUCCUCUUGCCCAACAUUCUUUUAGAUUGUUUGGACUCAGAAAAUUAGUUGUAUAGCGAGCUUGAGUCUUUAAAAUGCUUGAUCCUUCAUGGCUUCAUUGAAGAAAUGUUAAAUUUAAGUGAAUAUACCUCUUUGAUCUUUUGGUAUCCUUCACUGAAGUGAAAAUGCAAGACACAAAUUGGUGGUCGUACGAUCGUACCCAAGGUGAUGCCACAACUAUGCAUUAUGCAGAGUAUUCUCAUUAUAGUGUCAGUGGACUGGUGCAUCCCCCCCUCCCCCCUCUCAUUCUUUGUAAAUACCUUACCGGCAGAUUUUGGCGAGAUCAAAGAGAUGCAUUCACUUUUCAUUUCACAUUGUUCCAGCGAAGCUGUGGCUUGUUAGGAUCGUAUUUUUUGUCCUUGUACCUUUCGUGUACAAGUAAGUUGUCAUAAGUGGAGUUGCCAUUUUUUCAACUCAGUUCUUCUCCCCUCCUGUUGUUGCCUCUCACUCUUUGUUUCAAGUUUUGCAAAACCAUUGAUUGAUAAUUUUUAAUAUUGUUAUGAUUUCAUUUGUAUAAGUAUUUAAAAUCUAAUAAAUAAAAUAAUUUCACUAAA